GUAUUCGAUGACGAUAAGAAAUGUUGAUGUGAAAAAAAACAUGGAAAAAAAAAUUUGAAAAAUCAGAAAAAAAAUCAGAAAAAGAAUUGAAAAUGAGUGCCACAACAUCGAUUCGUAUGCCGCAACCAAAGCAACAACAAGGCCAACAACAAUCGGGAUUAUCAUCGAAUCAAUUUCAUCAACAACGUCCAUUUCAACAACAACAACAACAGAUCAACAAUAAUAAUAAUAAUCAGAUGCCAAUUUUAACAAGUUUAUUUAAUAAAAAUAUUGGUCAAUCAACAUCGAUAAUGAAAACAUCAUCUGGUCAAUCAUUAUUGGCUAAUUUGCCGUCAUCAAUUGCUAACGAUCAACCAUCACCACCAUUAGCAUCAUCGACAUCAUUUUUAAUGCAAAAAUUACAUUCAAAACGUAAUGAACAAAGAUCUUGGUCAGAUCUUUCACGUUCCGUUAAACAAUUUUUAAUGGAUAAACGUUCAAUUAGUAUGGAUGAACGACAACAACUACAAAAAUCAUUAGAUACAAUGCAAAAAAAUAUUGAAGUUCGUUCAAUCGCAACAAUGUUAGAACGUUUAGAAACAAUUUGUCGACAAUUAAAUUUAAAAUUUGCAGCUAAAAUGCAUGCAUCACAAUGUUUUAUUUAUUCAAGUAUUUAUUAUGUUGAAAUUAAAUUCAAUCAGGAAAAAGAAUCGGUUGAUGAUUGUCAAAUAUCACAUAAUGAUAAACCACCAAUGGUUUGUACAGAAUUAAUCGAUGUAUUGAAUAGACGUGAUUUUUUUGAAUUUACAAAACAUUUGGAAGGAUUAGCUGCUAUUUAUAAGAUAAAAGCUGAUCGACCCGUAACGGAAAAAGCAUAUCAAGCAUUAGAUUCAUUGGAAAAAGAUUUAGAACAAAUGGCUGAAAUACAAAAAAAUCAAAUAAAUGAUAUUAAUAAUUUAGUACAUCGUUCACCAAUCGGUGUAUUAGAAUCACGUAAAGGUGGUCAUCCAAUGAAAUUAACAUUUUUCGUUCAACCAUAUGAUUUAUUGGAUUUAGAACAAAAAAUAUCAUUACCAUUAACAGUUGAUAUUGUUAUUGAAAGAAAAAUUGGUUAUUCGGCACAAAUAUUAUUGGAAGAUUCCGUUGAAUUAAAACGUUUACAAUCAAAAUCCUUAAUAAUUGUUAAACAACGACCAGAUGGAAAAAAUUUAGCACAUUUUCUUGAACAUAAUGAACAAAAUAGUGAAUUAUUACCCGCUUGUUAUGUAUUACGAUUAACACGAACAUUACCAAUAAGUUUAGAUUUAUUGAAUAAGAUACAAAAAUUAACCGGUAUUAAUUUAUUGAUUAAUAAUGAUAAUAAUAAUUGCAAUAAUAAUGAACCACAAUCAAUGAUAACAUUGUUGACCAAUUUACAAUUGAAUCAAUCAUCAUCAUCAUCAGUGGCCAACAAUUCGAUGCUCAAAUCAUCAUCAUCAUCAUCAUCAUCAUCAUCAUUUUUAGCCAUUCUACCUGAUCAACGACAUUGUUAUUAUGUAAAUAAUAUUGGUGAAUGUCAUUAUGAUCAACAAUCAUCAUUGGAUUGUUCAUCAAAUAGUAAUGGUGGUGGUGGUAGUUUUGGUAUACUUUUAGAACGUUUACCAUUUACACAUCCAAGUCAUGUAUCAAGAAUAUUAGUCUAUCUUCGACAACAAGUUUUAUUUAAUGUUAUACUUGGUUCGAUUAUUCGUAAAUUAAGUUUGUUUAGAAAAAAUAAUAAUGAAUCAUCAUCAAGUGUUAAUAAUCAUCAUAUAUUUGAAGUAUCAUAUUUUGGUCUAACAAAUAUCUAUGUACAAUUUGAACAUCCAUUAGAACAAUCAUUAGCUACAAUGGAAAUUGAUUUAAAAGAUAUAACACAGGUUCGAUGUAAAUUAUAUGCAAAUUCAUCAUCGUCGUCAACAUCAUCAUUGAAUGGUGGUACUACUAAUACUAAUACUAAUACUAAUACUAAUAAUAGCAAUGUUACAUUGAAUUCAAUUUGUUCGGAUGAUUAUAUUAGUAAAAUUAUGCAAAAAUCAUUAUCAAUACCGGUUACAAUGCGUUCAAUAAUAAAUCGUUGUCAAGCUGCACAGAAAAAAUUUCAAGAAUUAUCGAAAGUAAAUGAAGAAAAACCACCACAA
Dermatophagoides pteronyssinus (European house dust mite) is the source of this 2138-nucleotide messenger RNA. RefSeq lists its product as uncharacterized. Gene Ontology annotation, biological process: regulation of transcription by RNA polymerase II. Gene Ontology annotation, cellular component: mediator complex. The record is from RefSeq and is a predicted model, not a curated record. Gene Ontology annotation, molecular function: transcription coregulator activity. NCBI's taxonomy places the organism in Eukaryota, Metazoa, Arthropoda, Arachnida, Sarcoptiformes, Pyroglyphidae.